AUGUCGGCGACGGAGACUUUGUCGUCCAUUGUCCAUCUUGUAGACUCAUACGAGAUCCUUUCCCCUCGCAUUGCCGCCCUCCGUCUUCAACUGUCGCAUCAUAAGAAGAUCAUCAACUGCAGCUCACCGUUCAACGCCGCUGAUGAGUACAAAUUAAAUGCGUUCUACUAUCGGUUGGAGGAAGCCAUCCGCAAUGACAAAGCAUAUCAUAAUUUUGUUGUCGGAGACUUCAACGCCAGAAUAGGAAAGGUCAACGAGAGCAGAUACACGAUCGGAAAUUUUGGAUUAGGAAGAAGAGAUAAGGAUGGGAACCGUCUCGAAGAACUUUUGUCUGCAGCACGUCUCUUCCAUGGAAACUAG
This is a messenger RNA of Angiostrongylus costaricensis, 360 nucleotides long. The record is from the annotation of a GenBank genome assembly. NCBI's taxonomy places the organism in Eukaryota, Metazoa, Nematoda, Chromadorea, Rhabditida, Metastrongylidae.